Tachysurus vachellii is the source of this 1054-nucleotide messenger RNA. RefSeq names its product ER membrane protein complex subunit 10 (gene emc10). Lineage: Eukaryota; Metazoa; Chordata; Actinopteri; Siluriformes; Bagridae. Bases 13 to 747 code for a protein of 244 amino acids. The record is from RefSeq and is a predicted model, not a curated record. The transcript has 8 exons. Gene Ontology annotation, cellular component: EMC complex.
CGCACCGGCAAAAUGGCUCCGACUGGAUAUUUAUUCUGUGCGCUGGUUGUUUUAAGUGUUUUUGGGUUUUAUACAGAAUUUGUGUAUUGUACUAAUGGCAGAAGGAGCUCUGACAGUGUGGAGUCUGACCUCAGCGGCUUCUCUGUGACUCUGCAGCACUCUUUCGAAGUGGAUGACGUGCCCAGAUUCAGGACACGUGGCACGAUCCAUCUGAAGGCCGCGAGAGAGAACGGCGCCGUUCUGUCGCAGACGGAGCUCUCGGAGAAGGACAGGAGUUUACUGAAGGACGUAGCGGCUGUAGACGGUCUGUACAGGAUCCGAGUUCCCCGGGUGUCUCUGCAGUCAGACAGACAGACAGACGGCCACCUGACUGCCUUCAUCAGAGCCUGCUCUCUGGUGGAGUCGCACCUGAGCGAUGUCAUCACGCUGCACACCGACGUCAGUGGCUCCCUCAUCGGCGUCUCCAUAGUGACGGUGCCCGGGGCGUGUCGUGGGGCCGAGGUUGAGGAGGACGUGGACCUGGAAACGUUCAACACCACCCUCAGUGUCAUGGGUCCAGUCAACGCACCAGCCCCUGAGACGGCUCUGUUUAUCGAGAGGAUGGAGCAGGAACAGGACAAGAAAGGCAAACCCCAGGAGCAGAAGUCCUUCUUCGCAAAAUACUGGUAUUUGAUUCUGGGAGGUGCAGUGUUCCUCAUGGCCACCAGUUCAGCACAGCCCCCAGCAGGGGGCGCCAGAGAGCAGUGAUUUACACAGUCAAUGGAUGUACAUCGUCCCUCUUGUCCUCUUCCUCAUGAUGUCCGGAGCCCAGGAUCAGUCUGGAGGCGGAGCUAGUGGUGGUGCAGCCAAUGGCGGUGGGCGAUGAUUACCAUGGCAACGGCGACUGCUAUUCUUCUGUUAUUGGUUUAUAAACUGUAUAUAAUAACUUAAGAAAUGUUAAAUUAAUGUAAAAGAAUUCUCGUGCUAAUAAACUAAGAACAUCAGACUGAAGGAGUUUAACGCAGUGUUUGUUUGUUUUUCUACUGAUUUGAUGAAUAAAAUGUGCUGGAAAUCA